Maylandia zebra (zebra mbuna) is the source of this 3569-nucleotide messenger RNA. It is a transcript of the gene mal2, whose product is annotated as mal, T cell differentiation protein 2. Gene Ontology annotation, biological process: myelination. Gene Ontology annotation, cellular component: membrane. Gene Ontology annotation, molecular function: structural constituent of myelin sheath. The record is from RefSeq and is a predicted model, not a curated record. NCBI's taxonomy places the organism in Eukaryota, Metazoa, Chordata, Actinopteri, Cichliformes, Cichlidae.
GAACCCAGCGCGGUCUUCCAGGGAGUGGCCCCAGCACCUGUCCGACCUGUUCUGGGGAUAUAUGACGCCUGAGGAAUUUCUCUCGCUGUCACGGUCCUUUGUUUAACGGGCUCUUUUUAGUGGGAGACAAGAGGGCGAGAGAGAGAGGGGGAAAGAGAAAGGGGGCAGACAGAAACAGGAGAGAUGUCGGAACCAGCCGCCAACCCCGCUGUCAACCCCGCUGUCAACCCCGCUGCCACCUCGUUUCCAACGGCAACUAUUACUUUACCUUUGGGACCGGGCGUGUUGAGGACCUAUUCCGGAGCCCUCCUCUGUUUAGAAAUAUUAUUUGGUGGUCUAGUAUGGAUCCUGGUGGCGUCGUCCAAUGUGCCGGUGCCCCUGCUGCAGGGGUGGGUGAUGUUUGUGUCUGUAACCACCUUCGUUUUCUCCUCCGCCUACCUCGCUCUCCUCAUCACUGGUUUGGCUGACCGCAUCAAUACUGACUGGAACUUCUUGGAUCUUUUUUACCAUUUCAUAGCUCUCCUCUUCUACUUUGCCGCCUUUGUGUUGGAGGCAGCAACAACAGCAGCUGCCAUCAAGAUUCUACCAAACCAAACCGUAUGCAUAUUGAAACCUCGCGGCAAUAUUUUGACAUUCCUGGAUGGCAGGCAGUACAGUAUUAAUGUGGUAGCCACGAUAUUUGCCUUUGUGGUGACACUAUGCUAUGGCUGCAGUAUGGUGAUGGGCUUCAAGAGGUGGAGGAAGUAACUGCGAAAAUGGACACAACUUGAUUUUCCAACUUCCUGCUUCAUAACUUCGACAUGUAUUAAAACAUGAGCCACAUUGUGCAGUGCUCCUUAGAGAGCUCUGCUACUGAGUUCGGCAAAGCGCACACUGUUAUUUCCUAUUACGACGCUCUUGUCAGAAAGUGAUCACCACAUCAAAGCUACGGUGGAAAAAUAUAGAUGACGAAAUUCUCAGCCUCAGACAAAACAUCUGGCAAGAUGUCUGGAUGUUAAUGUUUCUGCAGUAAUUUAUUUUGAGAUAUCGAAAUCACGAAAUUCACGUAAAUUCACACAGGGCUGAUAAAGGUAUUUUGAGGACAUGGAUAAAGAACAGUACUUAUAGGGCUCGUUAUCAGCGUAUAGAUUUGAUUUAUUAACCGAGAGUUUUGCAACUUUUGAUGCUAAUCACUCAAAAUUGAUGUGGGAAGAUAAGGAACGCUGUGAGUGGUUAUAUUGCACAGGACUGUGAAACUAGUGAGGGUCAUUAAAAUAAUUCAAAUGAUGCUCGAGUUUUGUUUUCCUCCCUGCUACGUUAAGCAAACAGAUAAUGUCCCAGUUUCUAAAUCACUGCUUCACUGGAAGAAACAAUUCCCAUUUUUAGUUCCAUUACAAAUAUUAGAUUAGAUUACUUUGAUGGCACAAUAUGUUUCACAGACUACAAACAGCGGGCAUAUUCUUAAUCCCAGUGUCGCUGACAUACCUUGGUGCUAAGGCGCUGUGAACUCUGAUUUUAACACUGCUGUCAUGAAAUGUUCAUGUGGCUUAAAAUGAAGGUGGAUCUGGUGUUUGAAUGUCCUAAUAUUUUUGAUUGAAUGUUUUUCAAAAUAUUGUAACCUACUGCAGACUUGGUCAUUACUGGUAAUGUAGCUGACUUCAGUGACUUACAGAUAAAUAAAAUCAAUAAUUUAACCUGUUCAUUAAUUUUUGUUAAAAAGUAUAUUUUAAAUAGAAUGUUUUAAUAUUUGACCUUAAUACUUAAUUGUGUUGAUGCCUUAUUAAACCACUUAAAUGAAUAACUAUCUUACUCGGUACGUGAUUUAUGAUUUGUUUUUGCUGCAUACUUUUGUUUGUGUUAGGUAACUGGAACAUAUUGUUAAUUUAAAAUAGUGUUAAAUUAAUAUGUUUUUGAUUGUUUGAUAUUUUAAAUGCAUUUUAGAGCAACAAAUAAAAGUCGUAAAUUAAAAAAAUAAAACUAACUUGUCUGUCACAGUCAACAGUUUGUUUGUUUUUGGGGGUUUUUAAUAUUGUAAUUAAGAGUUGCCAAAGUCAGAACAUUUUAAAUUACAGUGCAGGGUUUUAUGAACGCACGAGUCUUGUUGCUGGGAGUUUCAGUUAUCAUGUAUAAGCUGGUUUUGACUCUUUUCAACUGUAUGAAACCCUCCAAGUCCUCACUCUGACAGUUGGAGUUCUGUCUCCAUCUUUUCCAUCUAUAUAUUUUAGCAAAAUGUUUCUCAGUCUAAAAUAACGAGGCUUUAUUGUAUUUACAACCUACACAAAAAUGUCCCUGCUUGUGUAAAAUCCUAAUCAGUAGAGCUAAUUGUGAUGUGAUUAUUAGCGGAUAUUUUUAUUUUAUUUCGUAAUAUUACAUUUCCAGUUCCAGUUACCUUAGAUACAAGUAUAUUUAAAAAGAAAUUCAAUUCUACAUAAUAGAACAUUAUUAAAAGUCAUUUAGCCUUACAGGUGUUAACGUUGGGUAAAUACAACCUCAGAUGAACAAAACAUGACAUGUCACAGUGUUCCAUUAAUUAUUUAACAAAAACUAAGUCAAAAUACAAAAGCAAUUUGUAGAGAAAAAAAGCUCCCUUCAUCCAAUAGCUAUUACUGUUCACCUAAUAGGUUUCUGUAUGACUUUAUCAGUCUCUCACAUUGUUGUAGAGCAAUUUGACCCACUCUGAAAUUGCUGGCAUAUCCACUCUUGAGAACAUUGUGGUAUCACGUUAACACACAUCCAGACCAGUAAACUGACAUAACCUUUGCUUUUACAGAGGUUCCCACACUUGCAGCACUUGGCUGUUAGUUUCCUAUUAAUUCCUAUGGAAGCAGUAACAAAAUUUUUCUACACACUGCUUCUGCAUUUUUAGCUUAGUUUUAGCUGAAUAAAUAAUGACACACUGUAAUAUGUUGUAAUAUGUGUUUUUGUUCAUCAGAGGCUGCAUUUGCCUAAUUUUAAGAUCUGGUAUGGAUCAGAUGACUUUUAUUAUGACCUGAUAUGCAAAACAUUAUAACUGAAAGGGUGUACUUUCCUUUGCAAGUCAUUGUCCUGUAUCUGUUUGAGAUGAAUUAUUUCACAGGGCUUACUGGAUCUUACAAAGUGUUGCUAUAGUAUAUUUUUUCUAAUACAUAGUUAUACAUAUUUGAUUUCACUGUUACUCUACUACUACAGGAUGCAUAUAUAAGUCCUCUAUGUUUCGAAAUGUAUCAGCUUUUGUGUUGAGAAUGAUUAUGAACUUUUCAAGAUGUAUUGAAUAAAAAGUAUGAGUGCGAGUAAACUGCAAUUUCUGCAUGGAAAUACAGCAUAUUCAGCAUAUUUCCCUCCUGGAUUAAUAAAGUCCCUUGCGGCGAUUUUAUCUUGUGAUUUUUAUUUCGACCACUAGAUGUCGUGCUUUGCUAAUAAAACUGUUGUGAUUUGUUGCGUCACUUUUCUAAAUUAACAUAUCCUAAACUAUGUUCAGUUUAAAUAGCAACUGAAUUUGCACCAACAAGAAUGUAUGAUGAUGUAUUUUUGAAAUAAUUUGCUUUAUCACUGCGGUCUCAAUAUUUUCGAAGUCAAACUACAUUUAUAGGAAAUAAAACAUUUUUGAAACA